CCCUCCCGCCUCCCAGGCCGGGAGAGCCACGGGCUCCCGGCGGCGAGUUGGACGCGGCGGCUCCUUCCGCGCGAGCGCCGCGGCUCACCUGGGCGCCCGCUCCCGUCCCCGCGCGGCGGCCCCCCAACUCCUCCCAGAGCAGCCGGUGUCCGGGGGCGCCGCGGCCGGGCCCCGCGCCGGGGGUCGUUCCCUCGCCUCCUCCGGGUGGCGGGAAGGAAGCGGCGGCGGCAGCCAGAGCCGGGGCGGGCGGCCGGAGGUGCGAGCCCGGCCGGCCCGCGGGGAACAUGGCGACCGGCGGCUACCGGGCCGGCGGCGGCGGCGGCAGCAGCAGCAGCAGCACCACCGACUUCCUGGAGGAGUGGAAGGCGAAGCGCGAGAAGAUGCGCGCCAAGCAGAACCCCCCGGGCCCGGCCGCCCCCGGCGGGGGCACGGGUGACGCGGCCGGGAAGCUCCCCCCGGGCGCCCUGGGCAGCACCUCGGCCGCCGCGGCGGCCAACGAGCUCAACAACAACCUCCCGGGCGGCGCCGCAGCACCUGCCGCCCCCGGGGGCGUGAACUGCGCGGGGGGGCCGGCGCCGCUGGCCCGCGCCACCCCCGGCCCGCGGCGGCCUGAGGAUGAGGCUCCCGCCGCCGCCGGGGGCGCCGCCGCCGCCGCUUCGGGCGCUGCUCCCUCCCGGGGCGCAGAGGAGGAACGGGACGGCGCCCCGGAGAAGGGCAAGAGCUCGGGCCCCAGUGCCCGGAAAGGCAAGGGGCAGAUCGAGAAGAGGAAGCUGCGGGAGAAGCGGCGCUCCACCGGCGUGGUCAACAUCCCCGCCGCAGAGUGCUUAGAUGAAUAUGAAGAUGAUGAAGCUGGGCAGAAAGAGAGAAAACGAGAAGAUGCAAUUACACAACAGAACACGAUGCAAAAUGAGGCUGUUAGCUUACUAGAUCCAGGAAGUUCCUACCUGCUGCAAGAACCAUCUAGGACAGUUUCAGGCAGAUACAAAAGCACAACCACUGCCUCUGAAGAAGACGCCUCAAGCAGAUAUUCCCGAGCAGAUAGAAGCGGGUUCAGCAGGUAUAACAGGGAUGCAAACGCUUCAGGUAAUUUGGUCUCAAGUAGCACAUUGGAAAAGAAAAUUGAAGAUCUUGAAAAGGAAGUUGUAAGAGAAAGACAAGAAAAUCUAAGACUUGUGAGACUAAUGCAAGAUAAGGAGGAAAUGAUCGGAAAACUUAAAGAGGAAAUUGAUUUGUUAAAUAGAGACCUAGAUGACAUAGAAGAUGAAAACGAACAACUUAAGCAGGAGAAUAAAACUCUUUUGAAAGUCGUUGGGCAGCUAACAAGGUAGAAGAUUCAAGGCUCAGUGUGGGAAAAAAUGUUUAAAACUACUGAUUGAAUGUUAUGGUUAAUGCUAGGACAAUAUUCCUAUGCUGUAAUGCAGUAAACUAAGUAUGUAUAUUUAUUUCUAGAAAACAGUGGAUGUUUAUUUUCAAACUGUUUCUUUUUCAUUAUCAGUUUUAAAAAAUAUCAACCUUGUAUUUCAUGGAUAAGUAACAUCUUUUAGUUGUUAAACUGGUAGGUUAUGCCUCUUUUGGUUUUGUGUGGUAUUCAGACAAUAUACGGUUUAAAGUCACAACCAUCGGAACAUAUUUCACCUAUGGUAGUGCAUUUUCCUCCCCUAAAAAUACACAUAGUCUUUGUUUACAUGAAUUCAAAUACUUUGGGAGGGUUACCUGCAAAUGCCGUAUCACUAAUGUGUGAAACCUUUUAUAUGUUGAUUUACUCAUAAACGACUUUGUCUCCUGUCAUUUGUUCCUUCAACUUACUCUAAGCAAUUUAGAGGAACACAGAAUCACACUAUUUUGUAUAACAGUCAUCUUUAAAAAGGAAAGGUAUUAUAAAAAAGUCACUUAAUAUCAUGUACUAGUUGGCUAAAUAUACGAUUUAAGAUAAUACUUGAAUUGUGCUAUAUAGUAAAUUAAAAUAUACUAUUUUGUAUUCAAAUAUUGAAAAAAUUUAAAAUCACUUUGACUUCUGAAAAACAUACAAUUGUAAUUUUUAUGUAAAAUUUCUUAUGUAGGUACUACCUUUUUUUAAUUAUACCAAGGUUUACUAGUGAACAUGGGGUAUUUUAAAAGUUGUUUAUUCAUCAAGCCUAGAGCAUGUGUACAGCAGUUUCAAUGUAUAAGAAAAAAAAUCCAUAUUUUAAUUACCGUAUGCAUUAAAAUAAAAACCAAAACAUUUAUCCAUACUUAAAACGUUUAUAUAGUAGCAAAACAGUACAUAAACAGAAAUAACACUGAGACACUUAAUUUCGAACUUGGAGAAUAAAACUGUGACACAGUUAUUCUCAUGAGAGAAUUAUUCCCCUACCUCAAAUUUAAGGGUUUUCCUUCCUAGCAUUGGAUUUUUAAAGACAAUUGUUUUUGAAUAAUUACACAAAUUCUCUUCUAUUAAAUAUCAAUAGUGUUUAUACUUGUUUUAAUUAUAUUUUCAUGUUGAGUAAGGAGACCUUUUUCUUUAAAAUACUCUAAGGAAUGCCUGCCUGGUAGUUGAGUCUCAAGCAGUAUACUGGUACCCUUUUAUCCAAUUAAUGUAUGUAAAUGACACAAACAUCGUAAAAUCCAUUUGGGGUGCACUACUGACUCUUUCUUUUAAGAGUUAAGCCCCUUCAUUAUUCACUGUUAGAAAAAUAAGGAAAGGUGAGAUAGUUGGAAAAAUGCCAAGUAAAUGAUAACCAUCAGAUGUUGAAUUCUCAAACUCUCUGCAGUAACCUAUUGCCCACCCCUUCCCCAGAAACCCCGCCACCCUUCAAAGUUUCACCCUUGACUGAUCAUCAGAAUCACUUGGGUUGCUUAAAAAGAAUUCCCGGGUUAUAGCUUCUAGAUGGGCUUAGGUUGAUAUCUAUCUAGGCAUCAGCAUCUGAUGAUUUUGAUCAUAACUUAGAUUUGGAAACAGCUACCCUUGCCUCUUUUUUUCUGUAUCUUCCAUUGGAAACCCUGAAAUUAACAUUUUAGCUAUGGGCAUUUUUCAGCAUUGAGUUUAUUUACUUAACUAACUGGUCCCUGGAGAAGUUCACAUGUGUCGUAUAUAUUUACCGCAAAGUCGAGUGGUAGAUUACCAGACUUGGUACCGUUGUAGAGUUACUGCAUGAAGACAUCCUUCUUGGAGAACAUCCCCAGUGAUCAGCUGCUUGCGUAUUAAAGUCACCUCCUUUGGCUGCGAGGCCCUCAUCCUUACCCUUAGGUGUAUGGCAGAAAUAUGUAGUUUCCCAGCCACACUUUGCCUGUUGUGCAGAUGAUGUCAACAUCCAGCCUUAAAAUAUGUCAGAGCACUGGUUUUUCAAUCAGAGAGGCUAUUUUGAAUUUUCUGUUUAACCCAAAUGUAAGUAAAAAGAGUAUUUCAUUUCCCUCUUUAAAACUGUACCAGCAAUUAAUGCUUUUAGAGACUGAGCUAUUUUGCAGUUUUUCUUUUAUUUCAGUUUAAUAGGAACAUUUCUGACAGUCGUCUUUGGUAAUAACGGUACCUAGUGAAAGUACGGGAGCCUGACAACUCAGGCAGAGCACUUCCUGUGCCGUCCUCCCUCCCGUCCUUAAAAUGUGUAUUUACACACACAUAGGUUUGCACACUGAAUAUUGAAGAAUAAAGUAGAAUCUGCUAUAAUUUCCCUUUAAAACGUAUGAAAAGCAUUGAGAUUUUUAAAAAGAUUGUACUACCUUAAAAAAGACUUGGCAAUUGUCAAUAAAGUGCUAGUAUUUGUAAGAUUAUUAGGCCCAUUGAGAAAUACUAUUUCUUAUAUCUCCUGGGAAUUUGUGGCAUAAUAAAGCAUAUCCAAAGUUCUAAAGUGUUCAUUAUAUUAUUUUCAAAACAAUAAGUCUGUUGCCUUUAAAACGACCACGACUUGCUUCCUUGAUUUCUGCCGUGCGUGAGGUGAUCUUUCUUUCAUUUUUCUAGAAUUGUUAUUACUUUCACUGCACUACAGUUGCCUUUAGAGAGGAAGAGGAAGGCUUGAAGGUGUGUAUUUCUAAGGGAAUUCGCUAAAUAUAAUAGAUUAAUGUUGUCAUACAUGCUCAAGGAGUUUAAAACAAAAAAUUAACUAUCAGGGGUAGAUACAUGGAGAAAUGUAUCUUUUUAAGUAACCUUUUAAUUGCAGUAGGAAGCAAUGUCUUCUUAAGGUGAAAAACCUACCUCACUUCCAUGUGGUUCAUGUUUUCUGGAUUAAUCUGGAUUUUUAGAAUUAGAAAUUAAAACGCAAGUUUUUGAGUCCACUAAUACUUUGUGGGAAGUCAUGCGAGUCAGUGUAAUAACACGUCCCCAUGUUCAACACGGGAAAGCACAACUGGGAAGGACCUCGGGCUUGGUGGUGAGUCUGAUGCCCUGGACGAUACUCGUAUGUACGGGGACAGUCGCCUUUCGUCUUCUCGGCAGUGCUCUCAUCUUGACGCAGUGCUUGUUGGCUCGAGCAGUGUCCACACUUGUUUAAUAACUGUCCAUGACGACGUUGAGGACCUGUUACAAGAUUCGGGCUGUAUUUUCAUCACGUGGUACGAAACACCAAACACACCAGGUGUGCCCUGGGGCGGAUGUAUUCAGAAGGAGCUAGCAUUCAGGAGUCAGAACUUUGGUAAAUGUUCUGUUGCUGUGUCCGAACCGUUGCUGGUGUGUAACAGUAACCUUGACGUCUUGGAACGCUCCUCUCAUAAACAAAGGCCCUCCCACUGGUGAGGGUUACAGCUUGUGCUCCUUACUCCUUAUGUGCGAACCAGUGACACUUUCUUGUUUCAGUGUACUGAAAACACAGUGCUCAUAGGAAGUGUUCUGCUCGUCAGGUCCAUCAGCAAAGGCACUUCCCUCCCCUGCUGUUAGGUUUUCUCCUCAGCCUCUGGUUGAUUCAUCCCCAAUGGAAAGACUUCACCCACUGCCUGGCAAAACCCUGAGCCUUUAUGGGUUUUUUAUUUUACUUAGCUGAAAUCUCACAGCAUGUUAGUCAUAAGCCCCACUCCACCCCAAAUACUUACAUGUGAGUGUGUGAGAAAUACGUUUGAGGGGGUGAUGUUAAGUUCUCAUGCUUACUUAGUCUUUCAGCAAGUAUUUAUUAGUAAACUCUCUACGGUUGUAGAUAAUACAGAAAUGUUUGAAGAACAGACAUGGGCCAGCACUUCCGUCUGGCAUUGCAGUCUGUACAGGGUGUGUCAGUGCUGUCUUAAGAGUGCUCUCUCAAGUAGCAUUAGCUGAUCUAAUCUCAACAGUUCAUUCACAAGUAUUCGUUUUGUAUUAAUUAUCCAGCCAUUGUAGUUUCGGUUUGGUUAAGAGGUACUGUUUAAUUUGCGGCGGCAUUUAACUGAAUGAUGGGUGAAAGGCCUGAUGCGUAUUGGGGACUCUCUUCCCAUGUUUCUCUUAGAUAAUAUGUAUUAUAAAAACAUUUUUAAGGCCUUGGUAGCAAUCCUGAAGUAAAAAGAAUUGAAUGUGUGUCAGUUACACCAACCUGUGGGUGGUAUUCAAAUGUGAUUUUCUGUUAGCUUUUCUGUAUGUAUUAUUGAUGACUGGUUUGUUUUAGGUAUUUAAGGCUAAUAAACCGUUCGCAUGCUGGCAGUCGCUUUGUUAGUAAUAGAAUGUUAGUGGUGCUCACUUGAGGGACAUUUAUUACGUGCCUGUUUUCUUUUGUUUCCCCCUCUGGAUACAUAAUAGAUGUGUAUUACCUUUUUUUGGUGAACUUGUCUCUUGAAAGAUUUGACUCUGCUCUUCAGGGUUUUAUUAUUAUGCUUUUCUACUAAAUUUAAAUACCAGAUGGCUACUGCUACCACAUGAAAGCUAAAAUUUACCGUUUUGUUGAAAAAAUGAGCUAAUUCAGGUAAUCCAAAUAUUUGUAGAGAAACAUCUGGAUAAUUUAUUGAUCACAUUAGUAUUGUGUAGACAGCGUUCUUAGUUCCCACUGCAUAGUUUUUCUCUGGGGUAGUCACUGUGACAUAGAUUCACUUUUAAUGUGCUCUGCAUGUAAAAUAAUAAAUACUCAAUAAAAAAGUAAAUUUUCAUUUAA
Phacochoerus africanus (Common warthog) is the source of this 6017-nucleotide messenger RNA. RefSeq names its product pro-apoptotic WT1 regulator (gene PAWR). Gene Ontology annotation, cellular component: cytoplasm. Lineage: Eukaryota; Metazoa; Chordata; Mammalia; Artiodactyla; Suidae. Gene Ontology annotation, biological process: apoptotic process; positive regulation of apoptotic process. The record is from RefSeq and is a predicted model, not a curated record. The coding region runs from base 285 to 1328 and encodes 347 amino acids. The transcript has 7 exons.